CUCGCGCCCCCCCUGGCAUGCCUCUGCGCCCCCCAGGGGGGGCGCGCCCCCCACUUUGAGAACCACUGCUCUAGCAGCAGCAGCAGCCAGGCGUCGAAGCUGGAGCAACACCAACUGGAAGACGCGCCGUCCAGCAGUCCAGCUGCACCACCAUCAGUAUCAGGCUCCUCAGACUGGGAACCCAGUAGCCCCAUUCUUCUGACAAGUCAGAUCUGUCAGAAAGUCGGGAAGCAUUUGGGGAUGAGAUCUGCCACAAGGAACCCAAAUACAUCGUCUUUGGCUCCAGCCUCGGGAAACUGCUACAGUGGUGCCACUGUCCAUCUUGCGGCAGCGUCGACAUCCGUCAAGUGUGGACAACCACUGGAACACUACCAAACAUGUGACUCCUGUCUGCAGGCAUCUAAGUGGCACCGAGCAUUGGAAACUUCCCUGCAGGCAACAUGCUGUUGUCUGCAGGCAUACUGUUUGCCGGUGCGUCGCCAACAAAGGUGCUGCGAGUCCUAAACCACAUGGGUGUGAUGACCUACGGGAAACGAACAUUCUUCUCACACCAGCGAGACAUCCUGCAGCCUGCAAUACAGGGUGUAUGGACCACCUAACCAACAGGCAGCCCACAUUGCGAUGCUGCAGACUGAAGGGCGACCUCUGGUUCUGGGGGGUGCCGGCAGGGCCGACAGCCCUGGACACUGCGCAAAAUUUGGAACAUACACUACAAUGGAGCUGGAAUCAAAUGUGGUGCUAGACCUACAGCUGGUGCAGAGCAACGAGUGUGGUGGGAGCUACCAUAUGGAACUGGAAGGCCUGAAGAGGAUGGUAGCCUUCUUUGAGGACAUCCUGGAGAUUGGCACUCUCGUCACAGACCGACAUCGCCAGAUUGCCAAAUGGAUUAGAGAGAAUAUGCCGUACACAAAACAUCUGUAUGACAUCUGGCAUGUAGCCAAGUCUGUUGGGAAGAAGCUGAAAGCCAUCUGCAAGCUCAAGGGCUGUGAGGACCUGAAAGCAUGGCAACAGAGCAUCAUCAACCACUUGUACUGGGCAGUGGUUUCCUCCACGCAAGACAACGCGGAACUGAUUGUGGAUAAAUGGAAGUCGGUGGAGCGGCAUGUCCUAAACCUCCACAGCGGCCAUGGUGGAAAGUUCCCCACAUGUGCGCACAAGAGACUACAAGGCAGGGCUCACAAGAAGAAGUGGAUCAAACCAAGUUCACUAUCAGCUGUCAAACUGGUGACAGACAAGAUGCUGUGCAAGGACAUCGGCAAGCUCUCUGCCGUACACCAGACGUCCAAGGUGGAGGGCUUUCACAGCCUCAUCAUUCAGUUUGCACCAAAGUCUUACGUGUACUCCUACACUGGCAUGCUGUGCAGAACCCUUCUUGCCGGACUGCAUUACAACGAGAAUGCCAGCAGACAUACUGCAACUACGAAGGCGGGAGAACAGAGGUUCAAAAUCCGCUACCCCAAGUACAAGGCUGGAGGUCAUGUUGUGAAGAAGAUCCUAGUAGAGGCAACAUUCAGCUAUGUGGAUGAUCUCAUGAGAGAGGUGGUCGACCUCUGCAAGAAACCCAGCGCAGACAGGCCUGUACAGCUGGAGGAGCCUCCCACUCUGUCCUCGGCAAUGGAGAAGCCUGACAAAGCAGAGGCCAUCAAGGCACAUGCCAGUCGUUUCAAGACCAAAUAGUCUGUCACUGUGCAGCUUCAACUGUGGAACUGUAUUAAACAUUCACUUCAGAA
This is a messenger RNA of Gymnodraco acuticeps, 1730 nucleotides long. RefSeq lists its product as uncharacterized. The record is from RefSeq and is a predicted model, not a curated record. The transcript is spliced from 6 exons. NCBI's taxonomy places the organism in Eukaryota, Metazoa, Chordata, Actinopteri, Perciformes, Bathydraconidae. The coding region runs from base 622 to 1677 and encodes 351 amino acids.